This is a messenger RNA of Exserohilum turcica Et28A, 1122 nucleotides long. RefSeq lists its product as uncharacterized. The transcript has a single exon. NCBI's taxonomy places the organism in Eukaryota, Fungi, Ascomycota, Dothideomycetes, Pleosporales, Pleosporaceae. The coding region runs from base 1 to 1122 and encodes 373 amino acids. Gene Ontology annotation, molecular function: carbon-sulfur lyase activity. The record is from RefSeq and is a predicted model, not a curated record.
AUGAAUGACGACACAGUUACUCUAACCGCCUCGUGUCUUUGCAGAUCACAGGUUCACUCAGCCACUGUUCCAAAGUCCAGCCUUCCUCUCCAAGCGCACAUAUGCCACUGCAACACCUGUCGGCACCUCACUGGCUCUCUGCACACCUCACUGGCCUUCUGGCGCUCUCCGCGCAGUACGGUCGAUCUCUCCAACUUCCAAACCUUUAGCUUCAGUCCAGCAUUUGAGAUGCUCUUCUGUCCAACAUGCUCUUCGCCAAUUUUCGGUGCCUUUACAGACAAGACGCGACCUCUGGGUGUAGUGACGGGCGCACUGGAUAAUAUCGCAACCGAACCAGAAGUAGUAAGAUGGAACGAUAUGGGAUUUGUGGCCGACACGCUAGACGGAGGCGCAAGUCUGUGGUUGCGAAAUGUCAAUGUUUCCGGUCCGGCUUUGAAGUGUUUCCAGUAUGAAAGAAGAGGUGACAAUGCGAAAGAAGUUCCAGAGGAAUGGUAUACUCAACAACACACUAUACAGUCUACCACAGAAAGAAAUGCUGCUGUAUCGAUCAGGUGUAAAUGCCAUGGCGUACACUUUCUGCUCCGCCGGGGUGACUACGAGAACAUGAGCGCUGACGAUUUACCCUGGAACGUGGACCCCGACAGUAGAAAACUCAAAGCCGAAUUAUGUGGCUGCGACAGCUGCCGGUUGCAAAAUGGUACUGAUGUCUUCUACUGGACGUUUGCGGAGAUGAAGAAUAUUUCAUUUGCCGGGGAUAAUGACGAGGCGGGUUUUCCUCUCCACAUGGACGAUUUGACUACAUUAGUUGAUCAAAGGGAUCCGCGAAUCGGUUCAUUGACAUAUUACCAAUCGUCGGCUAGGGUGCAUCGGUACUUCUGCCGGGACUGCUCUGCAACAAUCUUUUACGCCAAUAGCAACCGACCGCGCAUAAUUGACAUUGCUGUGGGGGUUUUGGAGGCAAAGGAAGGUGCCAGGGCGGAGGGUAUGCUGGCAUGGUCGUUUGGUACAGGAGUCGGGACCAAGGAGGAUGCAAAUGGCGGGUGGCGUCAAGGCGUUUUCGAGAGAAUAGCAAAGGCAGUAGAGGAGUAUGGGAAGAAGCAGGAUUCGAUGGAACAAGACUAG